Molecule: messenger RNA, 1701 nt
Organism: Aspergillus pseudotamarii
Lineage: Eukaryota; Fungi; Ascomycota; Eurotiomycetes; Eurotiales; Aspergillaceae
Product: putative beta-galactosidase
Exons: 2
Coding region: 1-1701 (566 amino acids)
Biological process (GO): carbohydrate metabolic process
Cellular component (GO): beta-galactosidase complex
Molecular function (GO): beta-galactosidase activity
Source: RefSeq, a predicted model, not a curated record
AUGUCAUUGCCAAGCACUACAUACCCUCAUCUGCGUCAAACAGACAACGGGAAGCAACUUAUCGUCGAUGGCCAACCUUUCCUUUCUCUGGCUGGAGAACUCCAGAACUCCUCUCUGACCUCGGCGGAGUACAUGGAUACAGUCUGGCAGAAGCUCGUCGACACUCACAUCAACACCGUCCUCGGAUGUGUCACCUGGGAAAUGAUCGAGCCGACUGAAGGGCAAUUUACUUUUACCGAGCUAGACAGGGUUAUCCUGGGUGCGAGAAAGCAUGGACUGCGGCUCGUGCUACUCUGGUUUGGCUCAUUCAAAAAUGGUAUAUCGACAUACGUACCAGCCUGGGUUAAGACCAAUCCAAAGCGGUUUCCUCGCGCCAAAUUAAGGAAGGCUGGCGGUGUUCUUCAGACUGCAGAUGUGCUAUCCAUCUUCCAUGACGAAGCGCCGAAAAGUGAUGCAAAUGCAUUUUCACAUCUCAUGCGUCAUUUGAGGGAGGUUGAUGGCGAUCACUCGACUGUCAUCAUGGUGCAAGUUGAGAACGAGACAGGCUUGCUGGGCGACUCGCGUGAUGGCUCAUCCAUCGCCGAAGACCGCUUCUCUCAGCCUGUACCGGAAGACUUGCUUACCUUUUUAGCCGAUGAUUGGGAUAACCUUCACUCUGACCUCAGAAGUAAUUUAGUCCACUUCAAGGCUCAGACCCAACCACGCGGGUCGUGGGCCGACGUAUUUGGUCGAGGACCACGCACGGACGAACUCUUCAUGGCUUACCACUACGCACACUAUUUGAAUCAGGUCGCUACAGCGGGAAAGCACGAGUACCCCAUUCCGCUCUACACAAAUGUGUGGCAGAAUUACGUGGGUGAAGACGGGGAGAAUGAUUUCCCUAUUGUUGCCGGGGGUGGUGGUUUGCCCGGCGACUAUCCAUCCGGCGGCAGUACCAGCAAUGUCCUUGACAUUUGGCAGCAGUUCGCCCCAGCACUGGACUUUAUUGCUCCCGAUGUUUAUCUGAACGAGUAUACUCAGUCCUGUCGUAAGUACCGUCAUCGCAACCAACCACUGUUCAUUCCGGAGCAGCGGCGUGAUGAGUACGGGGUACGACGGAUCUGGAUAGCCUAUGGAUCAUACCAAGCGAUUGGGGUGUCGCCCUUUGGCGUCGAUACGCUUGAGCCGUCUACCAAUCCAUUCACCAAACACUAUGCACUUCUUGACUCCGUCUCGCAAAUCGUGCUUGCCGCACAGCGGCGACCGGGCUCGUCGGUCGGCUUCUUCUUCGACGAGCUUGCGGACAAUGGUUCCGAUCCGUCGAAGCCGGUUAUUCGGCGCUAUGAGGGGUUCGAGAUCACUAUUGAACGCUGCUUUGUCUUUGGCAAACCUGGUCCGGGCUCUGGCAUGGUGAUCCAUCUCGGUGGCGGCAAGUUCCUAUUGAUCGGCUGGGGAUUCCAGGUGCGUGCGAUCUCGUUGUCCCCGACAGCGACAUUUACCGGUAUUCUACGGUUUGAAGAGAAAUCCGUCGUCAAUCGAGCGACAGGCGAACUCAAGACGCUGAGGGUGCUCAAUGGCGACGAGACGCGAAGCGGCAUUUUUGCCAUGAUGCCUAACGAGGACCCAGACUAUGGCGGGUUUCCGAUCUGCGUAACUAUCCCUGCCCGGACUAUGAUCGCCGAGGUAGAAUUCUAUUCGAUUGACGAUGAGACUGCCGUGUAG